Stylophora pistillata is the source of this 2387-nucleotide messenger RNA. RefSeq names its product RYamide receptor-like. Lineage: Eukaryota; Metazoa; Cnidaria; Anthozoa; Scleractinia; Pocilloporidae. Gene Ontology annotation, biological process: G protein-coupled receptor signaling pathway. The record is from RefSeq and is a predicted model, not a curated record. Gene Ontology annotation, molecular function: G protein-coupled receptor activity. Gene Ontology annotation, cellular component: plasma membrane.
UCAGCGGUGUAGAAUUACAUUCUCACGAGAAAAAAUCAUCAUGCAACAUCAUCAACUGAAGGCGAAGAAUUGGUGGUGAAGUUGUAAGUCGCCUCUUAUGUUUGAGUUAUUCGCAAAGUAGCUAGGACUACAGGUCUUGGUUUUAUUGAGACGUAUGCACCACAGGGACCUCCAUGAGUAAAGACAGCUUGCUAAAGAAUUCCAUGAAUAAUCAGUCAGGCCCAGACGACGGCUACCCUUUUCCAGAAUGUUCAGCGGAAGAAGAAAUUAACACCUCGCAGAAGCGUUUCGUUCAGGCAACACUUUAUUCGAUUGCCAUGGUCAUUUCUUUAUUUGGCAACAUUGUCGUUAUCUGGACCGUGCGAAAGAAUCCUCGAAUGCGAAAUUUGACACACUACUUGAUCGUAAACAUGGCUAUGGCAGAUAUCCUCAUUACAGUCUUUCACAUGCCUUACAAACUGCAGGUUCAAAUAACAGGUAGCAACGCGAUAAUGUUUGGUGGAUUGACAGGAAUGGUGAUCUGCAAAGUAGUGGGCUACAGCCAAGAUGUAUCCAUCGCUUGCUCUGUCCUGACUUUGACAGCUAUUUCCAUCGACAGGUUUAUGGUGGUCAUGUUUCCUUUAAAAAGAGCUACUUUAAACCAUAAAGCACGAUCUAUUGUCAUUCCGAUUUGGAUCAUUUCCAUCGUGAUGUGUUCACCUCUCCUUUAUGUCAACCAAUUAUCGGAAUACGAAGGGGAGUUUCUAUGCUACGAAGAGUGGACUCCGCUGUUGUUCUCAGAAUCAGACCCCCCCGGCCGGAGUUACACUAUCACACAUUUUUCAUUACUUUAUGUUUUACCCCUUAUCGUUAUAACGGUGUUGUACUCUGGCAUAACAAUCAAAGUUUGGAAUCGGCAAAUCCCCGGACAACGUCACUUACGUCAUGUUCGACCCCAUUCGGCCGCUAGAAAGAAACUUGUCAGGAUGCUAAUUGUUAUCGUAUGUCUCUUUGCAGUGAGCUGGCUUCCUUAUCACGUUAUCUUUCUACUUCUGUUUUACAGCAAGAAAUACCUAGUAUGCCAAAUUCCAGAAACCGUAUCGUUCUACUGCCUCUUUGUCGGACACGCCAACAGUGCCAUGAACCCGUGUGUCUAUUUUGCAAUACACAAAGAGUAUAGAAGAGGUCUCAUGCAGGUUACACGCUCGAUCUGCUGCGGGAGAUCUUCACCCUUGUUAGGAUGUAUUAUUCGACGCAAAUCAUCAUUCAACCUGCAGGUUAAUUCUGGUCUUGUAGAUCAGACAGAAAGUCCUUCUUCCAAUGUAGAAAUGACGCACAGAAAUCAAUUUCUUGAGUUUGGCAACUCAACUCAAGUUGUCGUAACAAAUGUAAGCCAGAUACGAUACGAUAACGUAUUGUAAAUAUCAGAUAACAGUUCUUAUCUAAAAUAUAUUUGCAUCACGAUCACUCCCUCUCUCUCUCUCUCUCUCUCUCUCUCUCUCUCUCUCUCUCUCUCUCUCUCUCUUGCGCAGUUGUCACUCAUUUCUCCCGUUCUGUACACCAGUUAUUUCAGGCCUCAUGAUUAAUGUUCUGAGCAAGACUAAGAGUGUUUUUUUUCGGCAUCUUGAUAUCAAUGAAUUAUUUUACGGCCAUUGUAUUAUCACGGUAACGUUUCAGUACUUUGGCCAUCGAUUUCUCUAAUUUCUCGCCGUUCCCAGGCCGUGAGAAUCAUGAACAGAGCAUGCAAAUUAUCGGGAUAAGCGACUUUUAAUCAGAAUACAUAACUUUUUUGGAGUAUUUCCAGCGAUCCCGAGCCAUUUUGAUCCCGUCCAAACAUAUUUUCAAGGGACGAUUGGUAAAAAGUACAUAUUUCACUUUGUGUUAUCUGUAGCUUUCCGAGGCCGCUUUUAUAUCAGACGGUGAGGAGGUUCUCAAAGAGGGAUUCUUCCAACCGUCAGUUCAAAACUGGAGAGGUCAUAAAGAAUAGUUAAAAGCUAUGAGCUAAAUGGCGAUCACGUGAUGGAAUCUGAUUGUCCAACAGAAAAUAUAUAUGUCCGGAUAUGGGGCCUUUGUAGGUUUAUGGAGAGUUGACAAUUAGAAAACUAUUUGAUAAGGCUCCCUAAAAUUCUCGAAUCCAUGAGCUUUCGCGCCACAAAAUGUAUUUCAUUAUAAAGCAACUCCCGACAACGUUUCCAAGGAGAUGACCUACCAAGUGAUCGAAAGGUCAAAAACGCUCUCUUACUGGAUGGCAGAUCUUUUGUGAAUGGCGUGAACAUAAAAGAUCACAUUACACUUUCAUCGAUCUGCUAAUGAGUAUUCUUGCUCUUGCUAAGCUACAAUCACCGAUCCUCAUGGUAUGCUGUUACCUCAGAUAGAGUUGACAAAGGUGACGUGGGUGAGAGUUUCAA